Molecule: messenger RNA, 1578 nt
Organism: Zea mays
Lineage: Eukaryota; Viridiplantae; Streptophyta; Magnoliopsida; Poales; Poaceae
Exons: 5
Coding region: 491-1489 (332 amino acids)
Source: RefSeq, marked validated
GCCGCCUCGUCUCGUCUUUGCUAUGCGCCACGAGCGCCUCCGCCGCUCCAACGCUCCAACGCCCUGAGCGCCUCCAACACCACUCCAACGCCACGAGCGCCUCCGCCGCUCCACCGAACAACUCCAACGCCACUCCAGCUCUUGCAGCAGUAGAACUCUACUGCAGCCAGCUACGACACCCUGCGCUUGCCGCACUAGGGCAUCGACGCCGUGCUCUUCGUGCCGGAUGACGCCAAGGCCACGCAGACCGCCGACCCGAACAGGAAGCCUCCCGCCAUUGUCACCCACAAGAAGAAGAUCAAGCUCCGGUGAGAUAUGGGUUCUUGGGAGAAGCAAGUUAGACAAUUUUUGUUAGAUGAGGAAGAAGACGAUGAUGAGUUGUUCUUUGUUAUUCUCCCUGCUAUAAUUCCAUACCUCUCAGAAGAGAAAGAGCCCAUCCACACCUCCUCACUCACUGGCGCUAAAAAGGUUAGAGAAAUUCUUAAAGGACAUGAGAGUUGGUGCAAAUCCGAGUUUAGAAUGGAGCCAACAAUAUUCAAAACCAUAUCAAAUUUUCUUAGAAGAGACAAUUUACUGCGAGACACACAAGCAACUUGGGAUGUUCAUGUACAUGAUCUCCCACAAUGCUAGUAACCAAAUGCUGCAGAAGGCUUUUCAACAUAGUGGAGAGACUAUCCAUAGAAAAAUAUCUGAAGUAUUUGAUCUUGUUCCCACACUAACUCAGUGUUUUGUGAAGCUUCCUAGCUCUGUCCACACUCAUACAAAAAUCGCAACAGAUUCUAGGUUCAUGCCAUUUUUUCAGAACUGCAUUGGUGCAAUCGACGGUACACAUAUACCCAUCACCAUAGCAGAACAUAGGGCCCCUCCAUAUAGAAACAGGAAAGGAACUCUUUCACACAAUGUUAUGGUAGCCUGGGACUUCGACCUCAAUUUCACAUUUGUUUCAUGUGGAUGGGAGGGGUCAGCCUCAGAUGCAGGGGUGCCUCGAUCUGCUAUUAGCAAAGGAUUUAGUGUGCCAGAAGGAAAGUUUUAUCUAGUAGAUGGUGGUUAUGCAAAUACGUCAUCCUUCAUUGCACCGUAUAGAGGGGUUCGAUACCAUCUCAACGAGUUUAGGAGGCGUCGUUCAUCACAAAGUGGUUAUGCGAACUACAGAGAGUUGUUCAACCACCGCCAUGCAAUUCUCCGUAACCAUAUAGAGAGGGCCAUCGGUGUUCUAAAGAAAAGGUUCCCGAUUCUAAAAGUAGGCACAUUUCAUCCCAUAGAGAACCAAAUCAAGAUCACAGCUGCAACUGUUGCAUUUCACAACAUAAUUAGAGGGCAAAAUGGAGACGAAAGAUGGCUUGACAACCAACCAAAUUACAUCUCUCCAAGUCAAUAUGUUGAUGUUCCAGAGGGAGAUACCAACUAUCUCAAUGACACAGAAUCAAGUGAUGGAAGCGCUCUAAGAGAUCAGAUCGCUCUUCAGAUGUGGGCUUCCUACAAUAUAUAGAUGUGUGAUGCCUACUAUUAUUACUUAUGAAGUCUUUAUGGUUUGUAGUUUGUCAUGUAGCUAGUUAUGAAUAAAGUUGCUUAGUUAUG